Messenger RNA from Rana temporaria (common frog), 960 nucleotides. Its product is annotated as olfactory receptor 1009-like. Lineage: Eukaryota; Metazoa; Chordata; Amphibia; Anura; Ranidae. Bases 1 to 942 code for a protein of 313 amino acids. Gene Ontology annotation, molecular function: olfactory receptor activity; G protein-coupled receptor activity. The transcript has a single exon. Gene Ontology annotation, cellular component: membrane. Gene Ontology annotation, biological process: G protein-coupled receptor signaling pathway. The record is from RefSeq and is a predicted model, not a curated record.
AUGAAUGACCUCAACCAGACGGUAGUUGCCGAAUUCGUGCUGAUCGGCUUUCAGAGCCUUCACAAGCUCAGAAUCGUUCUUUUCACCAGUUUACUCUUAAUUUACAUUGUCAUUUUCAAUGGAAAUGUUUUCAUCUUUAGUUUGGUGCCGGCGGUUAGUCACCUCCACACGCCCAUGUAUUUCUUUCUAAGCAACCUCUCUUUAUCGGAUGUGCUAAUAACUUCCGACCUUGUACCCAACAUGCUCCGAAUACUGUGGACGACGCGGGGAAAUAUCGCCGUCUCCAGCUGUAUCCUUCAGUUCUACGUAUUUGGUUCUCUGACCGCGUUGCAGUGCUUGCUUCUGACCGCCAUGUCUUACGACCGUUAUCUCGCUAUUUGCCAACCUUUAAGAUAUCCUUCCAUCAUGACCUCUGAACUUUGCCGAAACCUCAUCAUUUUCUCCUGGAUAGUCGGUUUUACUCCCACAUUCCCAGUGGCGACUUGCCUAUCCAAGCUCCGCUUCUGCCACCUGAACGCCAUUGACCACUUCUUCUGCGAUCUGGCUCCCUUCCUGGACUUGGCCUGCUCAGACGUUUCUACGGUCAAACUGUUGGCCUUCUCCUUCUCGUUCCUCGUCACCUUCUUCCCGUUUCUCUUCAUCGUGGUGUCCUACACUUCUAUCAUUCGAAGCAUCCUCGGGAUAAAGUCGGAGAACGGUAGGCAGAAGGCCUUCUCAACCUGUAGCUCCCACCUGGCCGUGGUGUCCUUGUACUACGGAACUCUCUUCAUUCUGUACGGUGUCCCCUCGAAGAAACGGUCUCUAAAUGUUAACAAGAUUUUAUCUCUCUUAUACACCGUUGUGACGCCAGUCCUGAAUCCAGUGAUCUAUUCCCUUAAGAACCAGGAGAUUGGCAGAGCGGUUGCAAAAGUUCUAAGAAGAAGAAGAAGAACACCCAAGUGACCUAUGACCCCUCCGAUC